CGUUAUCUGCGGGGAAUGAGUGUGUAUCUCUCGGCGGGGAGGAGAUCACGGUCUCUGGAUCCAGUUGUAGGGUGUGGACGCUGGAAGAGUGUCGGUCACUUGUUGGUCCAUUCAAGCUAAAAGGGACCAUAUAAACAGGACGGACACAAGUCACUGGCCCUGAGGCAGCAAAGAGACUUUUCCCAUCGCUCCCAUCCUGUGGCUGGAUGUUCUGUCAGCCCUAACCUGUCUUCUUCCGGGAACAGCUGUAUCAGACGCCUCUCCCAGGACACUCCUGGUAGGGGACGAAAAGCUCUGUGUGAGAGAAUAUGGAUGACAUCUUUACUCAGUGCCGUGAAGGCAAUGCGGUAGCCGUCCGCCUCUGGUUGGACAACACAGAGAAUGACCUUAACCAGGGGGAUGAUCACGGGUUCAGUCCGCUGCACUGGGCAUGCCGUGAAGGCCGCUCUGGUGUCGUGGAUAUGCUCAUCAUGAGAGGGGCACGCAUCAAUGUCAUGAACCGUGGCGACGACACACCCCUGCACCUGGCUGCGAGCCACGGCCACCGUGAUAUUCUGGCCAAGCUCAUCCAGUGUAAAGCAGAUACCAAUGCGGCAAACGAGCAUGGCAACACCCCUCUCCAUUACGCCUGUUUCUGGGCCCAUGACCUUGUGGCUGAGGAUCUGGUCAAUAAUGGUGCUCAGGUAAACAUUUGCAACAAGUAUGGAGAAACUCCACUGGACAAGGCCAAACCAAUGCUUGCCACAAAUCUGAAAGAGCUGGCAGAGAAACAGGGACAGAGCCUGGCGAAAGUUCCCUUUAAGGACACUUUCUGGAAGGGUACCACUCGGACACGACCACGUAACGGCACACUAAACAAACAAGCUGGCAUAGAUUAUAAGCAACUUUCGAUGUUGGCCAAAAUCAACGAGAACCAUUCUGGGGAGCUGUGGCAGGGCCGCUGGCAGGGCACCGAGAUCGUGGUCAAGAUGCUUCAGGUGCGGGACUGGACUACCAGAAAGAGCCGUGACUUUAAUGAGGAGUAUCCGAAACUGAGAAUCUUCUCCCACCCAAAUGUGUUGCCUGUGUUGGGGGCAUGUCAGGCACCACCCGCCCCUCACCCAAUCAUAAUCACACACUGGAUGCCCUAUGGCUCCCUUUACAAUGUGCUUCACGAGGGCACCAACUUUGUUGUGGAUCAGACACAGGCGGUGAAGUUUGCUCUGGAUAUAGCGUGUGGAAUGGCUUUCCUCCACACACUGGAGCCCAUGAUCCCUCGGCACUAUCUCAAUAGCAAGAGUGUCAUGAUUGAUGAGGACAUGACGGCCAGGAUAAGCAUGGCUGAUGUGAAGUUCUCCUUCCAAUGUCCUGGCAGGAUGUACUCUCCCGCAUGGGUGGCACCUGAAGCCCUGCAGAAGAAGCCAGAGGAGAUCAACCGGCGCUCUGCAGACAUGUGGAGCUUCGCUGUGUUGCUCUGGGAGCUGGUCACCAGAGAGGUGCCCUAUGCUGACCUCUCAAACAUGGAGAUCGGCAUGAAGGUGGCACUAGAGGGUCUGCGACCCACCAUCCCGCCAGGCAUCUCUCCCCACAUAUGCAAGUUGAUGAAGAUCUGCAUGAACGAGGAUCCCGCAAAGAGGCCCAAAUUUGACAUGAUCGUACCCAUCCUAGAGAAGAUGCAAGACAAAUGAACAGCCCUGCUGGAUGCCCCCCCCCCCCAACACUGAGUUCACAGUAUUGCCUUAAAGAUCACCACUCACCAAAGUGCUCUAUGCCACUGUAGCCCUUUGCUAAAGAAAAAACGCUUUACUACUUAAAAGCACUGUUGAACUUAUUAAAGCCACAUUGUCAGUAUCUCUUAUAUUCUUAUAUGCAAUCAUUGGAUAAUGUGUGUGUUUAUGCCUAUGUAUGUUCAUUUGUCUGUAUUUUCUUUUUUGCUGAACUGUUUAUGGAACAAUGCUCUUUUCUCUCAGAACCUCUUUUCUAUAGCCAUUAAACAGGAAGUGCUGCCGGUGGUCGUUGGACACAGUGAAUGUACUGUAGAAUCAGUUUUCAACUAACCAAUCUGCAAAUUGAGCAUCUUUUCCGGCACUCUCUCCAUUUCUGUGUUGAUUUCUUCAACAUGUCACCAAGAUCAGUUGUUUUAAAGAAUUCAUCCAAAAGUAAAAAAUUCUGACAUAAUUUACUCACUCUUAUGUUGUUCUAAAUUUGUAUGGGUUUCUUUUUUCUGUGGAACACAAAAGGAGAUAUUUGGCAGAAAGUUAACUUUUAUUUGUUUUUACUUCUUACUUUACAUUCUGCCUAAAAUCUCUUUUUGUUUUGCACAGGAAAAAAAAAUCUUUUAGGAUGGGUAAAUGAUCACAGAAUUUUUAUUUUUGUGUGAACUAGCCCUAUGUAGUUAGCUCCAAAUCAAUCAACAUGAAAAUAUUUGAUGGCUUUCAUGUGUGUCCUCCCUAAAGGGCAUUUACUGAGGAAUAGAAAAAGGUUUUUAUUACUAUCUCUGUUAACUGUAUGCAAAAAAGAAGUAUGCAACAGCAGCUGUUACUAUUUAAAAGCAUCGUGCCAUUGUUUUCAUUGUGUGUUUCCCUCCGAUUGUCAAAAGUGUAAUCGUUAAAGACCAUGUUUGCCAGAGAUCUAUUUUUAAAUGGGCUGAUAAAAUGCAGUAGAGCAAUGCAAUAUAAAAUAAAUAAUAAUAUAUAAUUAUGCCGCAUAUAACCACAUUUUGAAGUGCCCAUUAAAUCAUGAUUAUGCUGUCCCUUUCUGAGCAGGGAGAUACAUUCUGUAAUAUAAAAACCUGUUGUCAGAUUAUAGAAGGUACCUUAAGCUAAAUAGAAGAGCCCUUUACAAACAUCACAUCAAAUGUGAGAACUUUAGUGCCACAGGUCGACGACAUGCAUUAAGGAUCAUACCUCCAAUUAGCCCCUUUCUUGUCCAUAUAUAAAACAAAUCUGAUGCAACAUCCAUACGAAUGCAUGUUUUUAGCCUGUGCUAAAAUGUCCUCUCUGUGUAACUAUCAAAUCUGUUCUAAUUUACAUUGUACAUGUUAAGUGCUGAAAUAUCUGAGAGAUUUUUAUACUGUAUACUUACAUGUUUUUAAUGGGCAGUACAUUAAGAAGCCAUGAUUGCAUUUGUUUGCUUUUUUUAAACACUACAUCUAUUUACUUCCUUUUUUUGCUUUCACAGUGUUCCUCUUUCAGCUAGCCAAGUAUAAUAGGAAACCAUUACUUAUGCAUAAUUGACUUGCAUAAGAAAGUGUUUAUUAUUAUUUCACAGUCUUUGUUUUAAAAAGGAAAAAAAAAGGUGAAACUGAUUAUCUAACUUAUGCUCACUCUGACCGUUUGAGUUUUUUAGUAAACUUUGUGGCUUUUCUUUAUCAUAUAUUUUGAAGAUUUGGGCUGUUUAUAUUUUAUUCAAGAUAACAAAAGUUUACUAAAUGAAAAAGAACAAAUAAAAUGUUUUGGCCAUGCU
Xyrauchen texanus (razorback sucker) is the source of this 3444-nucleotide messenger RNA. It is a transcript of the gene ilk, whose product is annotated as integrin-linked kinase. Gene Ontology annotation, molecular function: protein binding; ATP binding; protein kinase activity. The record is from RefSeq and is a predicted model, not a curated record. Gene Ontology annotation, cellular component: focal adhesion; stress fiber. The coding region runs from base 309 to 1667 and encodes 452 amino acids. The transcript is spliced from 13 exons. Lineage: Eukaryota; Metazoa; Chordata; Actinopteri; Cypriniformes; Catostomidae. Gene Ontology annotation, biological process: substrate adhesion-dependent cell spreading; cell-matrix adhesion; protein phosphorylation.